Molecule: messenger RNA, 1572 nt
Organism: Cydia strobilella
Lineage: Eukaryota; Metazoa; Arthropoda; Insecta; Lepidoptera; Tortricidae
Product: myrosinase 1-like
Exons: 8
Coding region: 1-1572 (523 amino acids)
Biological process (GO): carbohydrate metabolic process
Molecular function (GO): beta-glucosidase activity
Source: RefSeq, a predicted model, not a curated record
AUGUUGUUUUAUAUUUUUUGGCUCAUAACAAUCAGUGCUGCCAACAUAAGAAUCAAAACGCUGUCAACAAAACAGUUCCCUCGCGACUUCAUAUUUGGCGUUGCUACUGCCGCUUACCAGAUAGAAGGGGCAUGGGAUGUCGACGGUAAGGGUCCCUCGAUAUGGGACUACUUAGUCCAUACGGACCCUGACCACAUCGCUGACAAGAGCAACGGAGACAUCGCCGCUAACUCUUAUUACAACUACAAAAGGGACAUUGAAAUGUUGAAGGAGUUAGGUAUUACACAUUACAGGUUCUCCAUAUCCUGGACAAGAAUUCUUCCAUUUGGCCGAGCCAACUACGUCAACCAACGAGGCAUCGACUAUUACAAUCAAUUCAUUGAUGAAUUGCUAGCAAAUGAUAUCGUACCUUUUGCGACCAUCUACCAUUGGGACUUGCCUCAAAUUCUUCAGGAACAUGGUGGCUGGCUGAAUGAGAAGAUAGUUGACUGGUUUGGAGACUAUGCUCGAAUCGUGUUUCAAAACUUUGGUGAUCGCGUGAAGCUCUGGAUGACAAUAAAUGAGCCAUUUGUCCAUUGCUUCUUUAGCUACGGUUACGGCGUCCAUGCUCCUAAAAUCAGGUCCCCAGGCAUUGGGUUCUAUGAGUGUGGAAGGCAUAUUCUACUGGCGAAUGCCAGGGCAUACCAUAUAUACAACGAUGAGUUUAGAAGUACGCAAGGUGGUAAAGUUGGUAUCGGUUUGAACUGUGAACAUGUAUUCCCUGCUUCGGAUUCGAAAGAUAAUAUUGAAGGCACUAAAGACUACUUAGCUAUCCACUUUGGCCAAUACAUGCACCCAAUCUUCUCAAAAUCUGGAAACUACCCGCAGCGAAUGAUACACCGCGUGCAGGCUGCUAGCACUGCUCAAGGACACAACUCCUCAAGACUGCGUGGCUUUAAUCAAGACCAGAUUACCUACAUCAAAGGCAGCGCAGAUUUCCUGGGACUCAACCAUUAUUAUACGAAAUAUAUAUAUAGAAACAAUUCUGUCAUUGGAAUGUUUGAGGCACCGUCGAUGGACGAUGAUGCAUUUGCAGCUUCGUAUUUCAAUCAAUCUUGGCCGAGAUCGCACGCUCCAUGGAUUAGGGAGUAUGGACCUGGUUUGCACUACCUCCUGGCCCACAUAAAGGACACGUACGACAACCCCCUGGUAUAUGUAACAGAGAACGGAGUAUCAACUAUUGCUGGCCUGAACGACCACACUAGAGUAUCCUAUUAUAGAAGCUAUCUUAGUGCGGUGCUUGAUGCGUUGGCUGAAGGCUGCAACGUCCAAGGAUACUUUGCUUGGAGCUUAAUGGACAAUUAUGAAUGGUCUUACGGUUAUACCCAACGCUUCGGCCUGUACGAGGUGGAUUGGGAAGAUCCUGAGCGGACCAGGACGCCCAGGAAGUCAGCGUUCGUCUACAGAGAAAUUAUACGUAGUCGGACAAUUGACUACGCCUAUAAUCCUGACCCAUACGCCGGCGGCGCGAGCGCCGUCAAAAGCUCUCUCCUUGUUUUCGUUAUUGUUGUUUUAACUGUAUUUUUUAGCUAA